Molecule: messenger RNA, 1667 nt
Organism: Physcomitrium patens
Lineage: Eukaryota; Viridiplantae; Streptophyta; Bryopsida; Funariales; Funariaceae
Product: glyceraldehyde-3-phosphate dehydrogenase A, chloroplastic
Biological process (GO): glucose metabolic process
Molecular function (GO): oxidoreductase activity, acting on the aldehyde or oxo group of donors, NAD or NADP as acceptor; NAD binding; NADP binding
Source: RefSeq, a predicted model, not a curated record
GCCCAGCGUUCUCGUCUUGAACGGCUGGCUUGAAUUUGCACACAAAUCCUGAUAACACUUACACAAUCUCCUUGACUUUGUAUUCCCAGCAGUGAUUCUGGACCUGCACCCACCACUCCACCGGAACUCGAGCAGCUCAACGCCAUGGCUGCCACCGCGUUCGCCGCGGCCUCUGUGCCCAGCACUGCUUCCCUCAAGGGCGCAGGUUCCAAGGGAUUCUCAGAAUUUUCGGGAAUGAAGAGCACCAGCAUUGCUACGUUUGGCAAGCAAAUCGAUGACCUCGCUUCGAUCGUCGCUGCCCAGUCCGCUGUCUCUGCCAGCUCCGGAGCCAGCAGGGCCGUCACCGAGGCCAAGAUCAAGGUUGCCAUCAACGGAUUCGGACGUAUCGGACGCAACUUCAUCCGCUGCUGGCACGGCAGGAAGGACUCUCCCCUCGACGUCGUCGUGAUCAACGACACGGGAGGUGUGAAGCAGGCGUCUCAUCUGUUGAAGUAUGACUCCAUGCUCGGCACCUUCAACGCAGACGUUAAGGUUGAGGGCAACGAUGCCAUCAGCGUGGACGGAAAGGUGAUCAAGGUGGUGUCCGACAGGAACCCUCUGAACCUGCCAUGGGGCGAGAUGGGCAUCGACCUGGUGAUCGAGGGAACCGGAGUGUUCGUGGACGAGGCGGGCGCCGGCAAGCACAUCCAGGCGGGAGCGAAGAAGGUGUUGAUUACGGCGCCCGGAAAGGGUGCGAUCCCGACGUACGUGGUGGGCGUGAACGAGCAGGACUACAAGCACUCGGACGCGAUCAUCAGCAACGCAUCGUGCACGACGAACUGCCUGGCGCCGUUCGUGAAGGUGUUGGACGAGAAGUUCGGGAUCAUCAAGGGCACAAUGACGACGACCCACUCGUACACGGGUGACCAGAGGCUGUUGGAUGCGUCGCACCGUGACUUGAGGAGAGCGCGUGCCGCAGCUCUGAACAUCGUGCCGACGUCGACGGGAGCCGCGAAGGCGGUGGCGCUGGUGCUGCCGAACUUGAAGGGGAAGAUCAACGGAAUCGCGCUGCGAGUGCCGACGCCGAACGUGUCGGUGGUGGACUUGGUGGUGCAGGUGGAGAAGAAGACGUUUGCGGAAGAGGUGAACCAGGCAUUCAGGGAUGCGUGCGAGACGGAGCAGCUGAAGGGAGUGUUGGCGGUGUGCGACGAGCCGUUGGUGUCGGUGGACUUCAGGUGCACGGACGUGUCGUCGACGGUGGACUCAUCGCUGACGAUGGUGAUGGGAGACGACAUGGUGAAGGUGGUGGCAUGGUACGACAACGAGUGGGGAUACUCGCAGAGGGUGGUGGACUUGGCGAACCUGGUUGCGGAGAAGUGGCAGUAGAAGGAUGGCGUGGAGAUGGAAGCGAUCCGAUGCGGUCCCAGUGGCGGUGGCGGUGGCGAUGGGUGUGCCGGAGCUGCGAACAGUUGGCAGCAGGCGCGGUGAGUGAGGCACCGCGGGUGUGCGGGAAAGGAGUGAGGUCGCAGUGGGAUUGUGGGGGAUGGAUCGAGCCUUGGGGGAUUGUUGUGAGUAGUAGUAGAUGUUCAUCGCCAAGGUGGCGGUGAGACUCAGGAGUUCCCCGAAGGUGGCAUUGCUAAUGUACUCAUUCGUCGAGCCUAAUUUAUUUGUUUACUUGUACGCCUCAA